AUGAGUGACCCCGUGUCCCUGAACGUGGGGGGUACCCUGUACACCACCAGCAGCGAGACCCUGACCAGGUACCCGGACUCGAUGCUGGGGGCCAUGUUCAAGGGCCGGCUGGGCAGCCGCAGGGACCAGUCGGGGAACCUCUUCAUCGACAGGGAUGGGAAGCCCUUCCGCCACAUCCUGAACUACCUGCGGUCCAGCCACUUGGACCUGCCCGAGGCCUACAGGGAGCUCCGGCUGCUGAAGAGGGAGGCUGACUUCUACCAGAUCGGGCCUUUGAUGGAGGAGCUGGGGGCCCAGCAGCGAGACCAGGGCUACGCCCUGCUCCAGUGCAACAUCCUGUCCCAGACGCAAACCCUUCACUUCAACCAGAAGCAAGGGCCCCUCAACUACGCCCUCGCCACCUGCUCCCUCACCGUCUACCGGGCCCGCCUCUUCUCCACCUGCUCGGGCUUCCUGGCCCUGCUCUCUGACAGGCUGGGCCUACCCUGGCCCCCGGAGCCUGGCCCCGCAGGCCCGGCCGCGAACCCCUGCCGCCUGGAGCUGGCCUGGUCUCCCCGGCCCCCCGAGCUGCCCGAAGGCGAGUACGCCAGGCUAGGCCUGGGCGGGCUAGGGGCCCCGGCCGGGCAGAGGGAGCUGGGCGACGCGCCGGCCUUCGUGGAAGAGCUGCUUCAGGCGGCGCUGGGCCAGCGGUACCGGGUGGACAGCCUCCUGCCCGACCCCGGCGACAUCUUGAACUGCACGGCCCUGCGGUUCCUCAGGUACUGA
Molecule: messenger RNA, 765 nt
Organism: Carcharodon carcharias (great white shark)
Lineage: Eukaryota; Metazoa; Chordata; Chondrichthyes; Lamniformes; Lamnidae
Product: BTB/POZ domain-containing protein KCTD21-like
Exons: 2
Coding region: 1-765 (254 amino acids)
Biological process (GO): ubiquitin-dependent protein catabolic process; protein homooligomerization
Molecular function (GO): histone deacetylase binding; cullin family protein binding
Source: RefSeq, a predicted model, not a curated record